Symphalangus syndactylus (siamang) is the source of this 11122-nucleotide messenger RNA. It is a transcript of the gene CACNA1I, whose product is annotated as calcium voltage-gated channel subunit alpha1 I. The record is from RefSeq and is a predicted model, not a curated record. NCBI's taxonomy places the organism in Eukaryota, Metazoa, Chordata, Mammalia, Primates, Hylobatidae. Gene Ontology annotation, molecular function: voltage-gated sodium channel activity; high voltage-gated calcium channel activity; low voltage-gated calcium channel activity. Gene Ontology annotation, cellular component: voltage-gated calcium channel complex; neuron projection; plasma membrane. Gene Ontology annotation, biological process: positive regulation of calcium ion-dependent exocytosis; calcium ion import across plasma membrane; membrane depolarization during action potential.
UGUCAGUAUAAGGACGGCUUUUCCUCGCACGCGGCGCGGCUCGGUCUCGCCGCCGCCGCACGUACCCGCACCGCCAGGCGCUCGGGCUCCUCCGCAGCCCCCGCCGCGCGCAGACCCCGCGCUUCGAGCCCGGAGCCGGAGGCGCGAGCAGAGCCGAGGCGGGCGAGAGACCGGCCUCAGACCCGCGCUCCCCGCCGCGCUGGUGUCUCCCCGGCACUUGCCCCGCUGCUCUGUCCCUGCAGCACCCGCGCCCCCGCCCCGGCCCGGAGCGCCGCGCUCCCGCCCGCCGCCAGCCCAGAGCCUCGCAGUCCCUCCCGCCCGCCGCCGCCUCCUCCCGCCAUGGCCCGGGCCCCCGGGCCCGCCGCCCCCCGCCCGCCGCCCCCCGCGCCCCGGGGGCUCAGCUGAUCCUGAAUUGGCGGGGGGUCGGCUGGCGGGGCUGGGGGUCCCUCUCGAUCGCCGGCUUCGGGUGGGGACGCGUUGUCCCCGCGUCUCUAACCUGGACGACCCCCCGCGGCCGGGCCACGUCCAUGCCAAGGGCUCCCAGCUCAGCGUGGACAUGGCUGAGAGUGCCUCCCCGCCCUCCUCAUCUGCAGCAGCCCCAGCCGCUGAGCCGGGAGUCACCACGGAGCAGCCCGGACCCCGGAGCCCCCCAUCCUCCCCGCCAGGCCUGGAGGAGCCCCUGGAUGGAGCUGAUCCUCAUGUCCCACACCCAGACCUGGCGCCCGUUGCCUUCUUCUGCCUGCGACAGACCACCAGCCCCCGGAACUGGUGUAUCAAGAUGGUGUGCAACCCGUGGUUUGAAUGUGUCAGCAUGCUGGUGAUCCUGCUGAACUGCGUGACACUUGGCAUGUACCAGCCGUGCGACGACAUGGACUGCCUGUCGGACCGCUGCAAGAUCCUGCAGGUCUUUGAUGACUUCAUCUUUAUCUUCUUUGCCAUGGAGAUGGUGCUCAAGAUGGUGGCCCUGGGGAUUUUUGGCAAGAAGUGCUACCUUGGGGACACAUGGAACCGCCUGGAUUUCUUCAUCGUCAUGGCAGGGAUGGUCGAAUACUCCCUGGACCUUCAGAACAUCAACCUGUCAGCCAUCCGCACCGUGCGCGUCCUGAGGCCCCUCAAAGCCAUCAACCGCGUGCCCAGUAUGCGGAUCCUGGUGAACCUACUCCUGGACACGCUGCCCAUGCUGGGGAAUGUCCUGCUGCUCUGCUUCUUUGUCUUCUUCAUCUUUGGCAUCAUAGGCGUGCAGCUGUGGGCGGGCCUGCUGCGUAACCGCUGCUUCCUGGAGGAGAACUUCACCAUACAAGGGGAUGUGGCCUUGCCCCCAUACUACCAGCCGGAGGAGGACGAUGAGAUGCCCUUCAUCUGCUCCCUGUCGGGGGACAAUGGGAUAAUGGGCUGCCAUGAGAUCCCCCCGCUCAAGGAGCAGGGCCGUGAGUGCUGCCUGUCCAAGGACGACGUCUACGACUUUGGGGCGGGGCGCCAGGACCUCAAUGCCAGCGGCCUCUGUGUCAACUGGAACCGUUACUACAAUGUGUGCCGCACGGGCAGCGCCAACCCCCACAAGGGUGCCAUCAACUUUGACAACAUCGGUUAUGCUUGGAUUGUCAUCUUCCAGGUGAUCACUCUGGAAGGCUGGGUGGAGAUCAUGUACUACGUGAUGGAUGCUCACUCCUUCUACAACUUCAUCUACUUCAUCCUGCUUAUCAUAGUGGGCUCCUUCUUCAUGAUCAACCUGUGCCUCGUUGUCAUAGCGACCCAGUUCUCGGAGACCAAGCAACGGGAGCACCGGCUGAUGCUGGAGCAGCGGCAGCGCUACCUGUCCUCCAGCACGGUGGCCAGCUACGCCGAGCCUGGCGACUGCUAUGAGGAGAUCUUCCAGUAUGUCUGCCACAUCCUGCGCAAGGCCAAGCGCCGUGCCCUGGGCCUCUACCAGGCCCUGCAGAGCCGGCGCCAGGCCCUGGGCCCAGAGGCCCCGGCCCCCGCCAAACCUGGGCCCCACGCCAAGGAGCCCCGGCACUACAAUGGGAAGACUAAGGGUCAGGGAGUUGAAGGGAGACACCUCGGAAGCCGGCAUUGCCAGACUUUGCAGGGGCCUGCCUACCCUGGAAAUGAUCACUCUCUCGGGAAGAGGCACGCCAGGGCCACAGGAGGCGGGCCCUGCUCCCAGCCCCAGUACCACUUCUCCCAGUUGGUGCCAAGAAGGAAGUCAGCAGGCAUGGGGACUGCGCUUGAGCAGCCGCGACCCUCUGCAGGCCUGUCUCCUGCCUGUAAAGUGAGGACAGGGGACCCCAGCAUGUGGCCGUCAGCGGCGGGAGUCAGCCACCCCAGGCCCUGCUCUGGAAAGCUCCAUCCUUUCAGCUCUCGCAGUCUGGGAAUCGAUUCUUGGGAGGCAAGCAGAAGAAUGCGCGCUCAGAGCUGCCGCCCACCCGUCCUCGGGUGCCAGCCAUCCAGGCGUGGGCUUGGAGGAGGCCCCAGGUGGCCCGUGGGCAGGCCCGGCACGCGGACACAGGAGCUGGGGCCGGGCAAGGCUGGCACUGGUGUUGCUGGAGGACGCGGGGGAGAAGUAUUCACUCCAAUGGGCUUCCUGUGGCCGCCCAGCCCCCUCUCCUGGCACCCUUGCCCCCUUGCCCCUGGGCCUCCCCUCUGCCCUGGGAAACAGCUGGCUGCCGCCCCAUGUCCAGAGCUGUGCCCGCAACAUAGCCCCUUGGAUGUGACGGCCCACACCCUGGUGCAGCCCAUCCCCGCCAUGCUGGCCUCCGAUCCCGCCAGCUGCCCUUGCUGCCAGCAUGAGGCUGGCCGGCGGCCCUCGGGCCUGGGCAGCACCGAUUCGGGCCAGGAGGGCUCGGGCUCCGGGAGCUCCACUGGUGGCGAGGACGAGGCGGACGGGGACGAGGCCCGGAGCAGCGAGGACAGAGCCUCCUCGGAACUGGGGAAGGAGGAGGAGGAGGAGGAGCAGGCAGAUGGGACGGUCUGGCUGUGCGGGGAUGUGUGGCGGGAGACGCGAGCCAAGCUGCGCGGCAUCGUGGACAGCAAGUACUUCAACCGGGGCAUCAUGAUGGCCAUCCUGGUCAACACCGUCAGCAUGGGCAUCGAGCACCACGAGCAGCCGGAGGAGCUGACCAACAUCCUGGAGAUCUGCAACGUGGUCUUCACCAGCAUGUUUGCUCUGGAGAUGAUCCUGAAGCUGGCUGCGUUUGGGCUCUUCGACUACCUGCGGAACCCCUACAACAUCUUCGACAGCAUCAUUGUCAUCAUCAGCAUCUGGGAGAUCGUGGGGCAGGCGGACGGUGGGCUGUCGGUGCUGCGGACCUUCCGGCUGCUGCGUGUGCUGAAACUGGUGCGCUUCAUGCCUGCCCUGCGGCGCCAGCUCGUGGUGCUCAUGAAGACCAUGGACAACGUGGCCACCUUCUGCAUGCUGCUCAUGCUCUUCAUCUUCAUCUUCAGCAUCCUUGGGAUGCAUAUUUUUGGCUGCAAGUUCAGCCUCCGCACGGACACUGGAGACACGGUGCCCGACAGGAAGAACUUCGACUCCCUGCUGUGGGCCAUUGUCACUGUGUUCCAGAUCCUCACCCAGGAGGACUGGAACGUCGUUCUCUAUAACGGCAUGGCCUCCACUUCCCCCUGGGCCUCCCUCUACUUUGUCGCCCUCAUGACCUUUGGCAACUAUGUGCUCUUCAACCUGCUGGUGGCCAUCCUGGUGGAGGGCUUCCAGGCGGAGGGUGACGCCAAUCGCUCCUACACGGACGAGGACCAGAGCUCAUCCAACAUGGAGGAGUUUGACAAGCUCCAGGAAGGCCUGGACAGCAGCGGAGAUCCCAAGCUCUGCCCAAUCCCCAUGACCCCCAAUGGGCACCUGGACCCCAGUCUCCCACUGGGUGGGCACCUAGGUCCUGCAGGGGCUGCGGGACCCGCCCCCCGACUCUCACUGCAGCCGGACCCCAUGCUGGUGGCCCUGGGCUCCCGAAAGAGCAGCGUCAUGUCUCUGGGGAGGAUGAGCUAUGACCAGCGCUCCCUAUCCAGCUCCCGGAGCUCCUACUACGGGCCAUGGGGCCGCAGCGCGGCCUGGGCCAGCCGUCGCUCCAGCUGGAACAGCCUCAAGCACAAGCCGCCGUCGGCGGAGCAUGAGUCCCUGCUCUCUGCGGAGCGCGGCGGCGGCGCCCGGGUCUGCGAGGUUGCCGCGGACGAGGGGCCGCCGCGGGCCGCACCCCUGCACGCCCCACACACCCACCACACUCAUCACGGGCCCCAUCUGGCGCACCGCCACCGUCACCACCGCCGGACGCUGUCCCUCGACAACAGGGACUCGGUGGACCUGGCGGAGCUGGUGCCCGCAGUGGGCGCCCACCCCCGGGCCGCUUGGAGGGCGGCAGGCCCGGUCCCCGGGCAUGAGGACUGCAAUGGCAGGAUGCCCAGCAUCGCCAAGGACGUCUUCACCAAGAUGGGCGACCGCGGGGAUCGCGGGGAGGAUGAGGAGGAGAUCGACUACACGCUGUGCUUCCGCGUCCGCAAGAUGAUCGACGUCUAUAAGCCCGACUGGUGCGAGGUCCGCGAAGACUGGUCUGUCUACCUCUUCUCUCCCGAGAACAGGUUCCGGGUCUUGUGUCAGACCAUUAUUGCCCACAAGCUCUUCGACUACGUCGUCCUGGCCUUCAUCUUUCUCAACUGCAUCACCAUCGCCCUGGAGCGGCCUCAGAUCGAGGCCGGCAGCACCGAACGCAUCUUUCUCACCGUGUCCAACUACAUCUUCACGGCCAUCUUCGUGGGCGAGAUGACACUGAAGGUGGUCUCGCUGGGCCUGUACUUCGGCGAGCAGGCGUACCUGCGCAGCAGCUGGAACGUGCUGGACGGCUUUCUUGUCUUCGUGUCCAUCAUCGACAUCGUGGUGUCCCUGGCCUCGGCCGGGGGAGCCAAGAUCCUGGGGGUCCUCCGAGUCUUGCGGCUCCUGCGCACCCUACGCCCCCUGCGUGUCAUCAGCCGGGCGCCGGGCCUGAAGCUGGUGGUGGAGACACUCAUCUCCUCCCUCAAGCCCAUCGGCAACAUCGUGCUCAUCUGCUGUGCCUUCUUCAUCAUCUUUGGCAUCCUGGGAGUGCAGCUCUUCAAGGGCAAGUUCUACCACUGUCUGGGCGUGGACACCCGCAACAUCACCAACCGCUCGGACUGCAUGGCCGCCAACUACCGCUGGGUCCAUCACAAAUACAACUUUGACAACCUGGGCCAGGCUCUGAUGUCCCUCUUUGUCCUGGCAUCCAAGGAUGGUUGGGUGAACAUCAUGUAUAAUGGACUGGAUGCUGUUGCUGUGGACCAGCAGCCCGUGACCAACCACAACCCCUGGAUGCUGCUGUACUUCAUCUCCUUCCUGCUCAUCGUCAGCUUCUUUGUGCUUAACAUGUUUGUGGGUGUUGUGGUGGAGAACUUCCACAAGUGCCGGCAGCACCAGGAGGCUGAAGAGGCACGGCGGCGUGAGGAGAAGCGGCUGCGGCGCUUGGAGAAGAAGCGCCGGAAGGCCCAGCGGCUGCCCUACUAUGCCACCUAUUGUCACACCCGGCUGCUCAUCCACUCCAUGUGCACCAGCCACUACCUGGACAUCUUCAUCACCUUCAUCAUCUGCCUCAACGUGGUCACCAUGUCCCUGGAGCACUACAAUCAGCCCACGUCCCUGGAGACAGCCCUCAAGUACUGCAACUAUAUGUUCACCACUGUCUUUGUGCUGGAGGCUGUGCUGAAGCUGGUGGCAUUUGGUCUGAGGCGCUUCUUCAAGGACCGAUGGAACCAGCUAGACCUGGCCAUUGUGCUACUGUCAGUCAUGGGCAUCACCCUGGAGGAGAUCGAGAUCAAUGCGGCCCUGCCCAUCAACCCCACCAUCAUCCGCAUCAUGAGGGUUCUGCGCAUUGCCCGAGUGCUGAAGCUGUUGAAGAUGGCCACAGGGAUGCGGGCCCUGCUGGACACGGUGGUGCAAGCUUUGCCCCAGGUGGGCAACCUGGGCCUCCUCUUCAUGCUGCUCUUCUUCAUCUACGCCGCUCUCGGGGUGGAGCUCUUUGGGAAGCUGGUCUGCAACGACGAGAACCCAUGUGAGGGCAUGAGCCGGCAUGCCACCUUCGAGAACUUCGGCAUGGCCUUCCUCACACUCUUCCAGGUCUCCACGGGUGACAACUGGAACGGGAUCAUGAAGGACACGCUGCGGGACUGCACCCACGAUGAGCGCAGCUGCCUGAGCAGCCUGCAGUUUGUGUCGCCGCUGUACUUCGUGAGCUUCGUGCUCACCGCGCAGUUCGUGCUCAUCAACGUGGUGGUGGCUGUGCUCAUGAAGCACCUGGACGACAGCAACAAGGAGGCACAGGAGGACGCCGAGAUGGAUGCCGAGCUCCAGCUGGAGAUGGCCCACGGCCUGGGCCCUGGCCCGAGGCUGCCUGCCGGCUCCCCGGGCGCCCCUGGCCGAGGGCCGGGAGGGGCGGGCGGCGGGGGCGACACCGAGGGCGGCUUGUGCCGGCGCUGCUACUCGCCUGCCCAGGAGAACCUGUGGCUGGACAGCGUCUCUUUAAUCAUCAAGGACUCCUUGGAGGGGGAGCUGACCAUCAUCGACAACCUCUCAGGCUCCAUCUUCCACCACUACUCCUCGCCCGCCGGCUGCAAGAAGUGUCACCAUGACAAGCAAGAGGUGCAGCUGGCUGAGACGGAGGCCUUCUCCCUGAACUCAGACAGGUCCUCGUCCAUCCUGCUGGGCGACGACCUGAGUCUCGAGGACCCCACGGCCUGCCCACCUGGCCCCAAAGACAGCAAGGGUGAGCUGGACCCACCUGAGCCCAUGCAUGUGGGAGACCUGGGCGAAUGCUUCUUCCCCUUGUCCUCUACGGCUGUCUCACCGGAUCCAGAGAACUUCCUGUGUGAAAUGGAGGAGAUCCCAUUCAACCCUGUCCGGUCCUGGCUGAAACAUGAGAGCAGUCAAGCAGCACCCCCAAGUCCCUUCUCCCCGGACGCCUCCAGCCCUCUCCUGCCCAUGCCAGCCGAGUUCUUCCACCCUGCAGUGUCUGCCAGUCAGAAAGGCCCAGAAAAGGGCACCGGCACUGGAACCCUCCCCAAGAUUGCGCUGCAGGGCUCCUGGGCAUCUCUGCGGUCACCAAGGGUCAACUGUACCCUCCUCCGGCAGACCACCGGGAGCGACACGUCGCUGGACGCCAGCCCCAGCAGCUCCGCGGGCAGCCUGCAGACCACGCUCGAGGACAGCCUGACCCUGAGCGACAGCCCUCGACGCGCCCUGGGGCCGCCCGCGCUUGCUCCAGGACCCCGGGCCGGCCUGUCCCCCGCCGCUCGCCGCCGCCUGAGCCUGCGGGGCCGGGGCCUGUUCAGCCUGCGGGGGCUGCGGGCGCAUCAGCGCAGCCACAGUAGCGGGGGCUCCACCAGCCCGGGCUGCACCCACCACGACUCCAUGGACCCCUCGGACGAGGAGGGCCGCGGCGGCGCGGGCGGCGGGGGCGCGGGCAGCGAGCACUCGGAGACCCUCAGCAGCCUCUCGCUCACCUCCCUCUUCUGCCCGCCGCCCCCGCCGCCGCCCCCCGGCCUCACGCCCGCCAGGAAGUUCAGCAGCACCAGCAGCCUGGCCGCCCCCGGCCGCCCCCGCGCCGCCCCCCUGGCCCACGGCCUGGCCCGGAGCCCCUCGUGGGCCGCGGACCGCAGCAAGGACCCCCCGGGCCGGGCACCAAUGCCCAUGGGCCUGGGCCCCUUGGCGCCCCUGCCGCAACCGCUCCCCGGAGAGCUGGAGCCGGGAGACGCCGCCAGCAAGAGGAAGAGAUGAGGGUCGCAGGGGCCCCCAGCCGCCCACCGUCCGCCCCGUCUCACCUUCUUUACCUCAGGAGCCAGGAGCAGACAGCAAUACUUCGUCCACACCUGGGAUCGCGCAGGGCCCGCAGGGCACAGGCGCCCGACAGCUGGGCUGAGCGGAGUCUGGGUUAGCCAGGCCUGCGUGGCCCACGGUGGCCCUUCCAGUGCAUAUACAUAUAUAUAUAUAUAUACACACACACACACGCAGAUAUAUAUAUAUAUGUAUAUACACACACACAUAGACAGACAUAUAUAUAUAUUUAUUUUUUUUACUGAGAGCUUAUGACUUCCAGAAAGUGCUAAAGGUGGGAGGUGGGCCAGAGCCUGGACGGGGCUUUUGUCUGACGCUCUGGGAUUCUGGCCAGACCCACCCCAGGGCGCAGGUCCUGCCGGGGCGUCCCAGCUGUGUUUUUUGAUGUCUCCUCCCUGGUUAAGAGUAGCUUGGAGAGGACCCUCAGGCCUCUGAGGGCACCAGGCCCCGGAGAAGAGGUGCAAUUCAGGGUGUGUGUGUGUUUUUUUUCCUUUAAAGAAGAAACGCUGCUAAGAUCCCACGUGGCUCCCAUGUGUCGGGGUGUCUGUCCUGUCAUCCUGACUGUCUCGUUAUUGUGAAGUCUUUCGUAGACACCCCAGAGCACACACAUCCCCUUAGUCCACCGGUUAGAUAUCUCUCUUUAGAAAAAUCAGGGGUGAGUAGCUGUGUUUCCUUAGGACCGGGGUGGGGGAUGGAGGGCAGCUCCAAGGCUGAGCUGGGGUUCUGGCCCCAGGGGAGGCCCCCAGCUCUUGAGUACUUCUGAGGGCGUGGGUUCCGCCCCCAGGAGGGUGGGGGUGGGUGGGGCAGGAGUGGAGGCAGCCUGCGGAAGAAGGGUGCGGGAGACUUAGCUGGCUGUGGCUUGCUUGGAGGGGCCAAGGUACCCGCCUGGUCUUGGCUGGCUCCAGCUGCCCUGCAGGUGCCCCUGGGCUCAGCCAGUUAGUUGUUCAGUCACUUAAUGCCUUUUAUCCCCAAUAUGGGCGCUGAGCUGUGGCUGUUCCUGGACACUGUGCUGUCCCUGUCCUAAGCAACUAUGCCCCCGCCCCAGUAGGUUCAAGGCAAAGCAGCUCUGACCGAAUUCUAGGCAGGGGUGGGGGCACCUGCCUGGGCCCUGGGUCCAGCCGCAUCCCCACGCCCAGCCUUUCGCGUCACCUGGAGGCCACAUCCUCCCACCCCACCUGCCAGCCCCUGUCUCUCCUCCCCGCUGCCCCUAACUGCAGGUCAGCUUUCACUAUAGCAGUGCUUCCCAAACAGGUUCUAGAUGGGGGUGUUUGAUUUGAAGAGUUACGCAUUUAUUUCACUAUUUAUUGGAAAAAAAUACAUUGAACCAGUGAUUUCACAGACAUUUUGCUUAGGUAAGGCUACUUUUUUAAAAGGGAGUGACUUUCAUGAAGUCAGUUUGAAGAAGGAGGUUGGGAGCAUGUUGGUGGCAGUGAUCUGGAGAGGCUGCAGAGGCCACGAGUUUGGAGAUGCUGUACUUCAGCAAUAACCUUGCUUUUGCUAAGACCCCCUCCGAGGGCUUCAGGGGGGCCUGCCGAGGGGGGGCCUUGUCCUUGUUCCCAAGCUCUGACUUGGAAGAACUCAGCUUGUGGCUGGGCUGGUGAGGGUGUUGGGUGCACCCUUCCCUUUUGGGCUGAGGGAGAGGGGGCUGGGCGGGGUUGUCAAGCCCACCCAGGAAACUGAGCCCCGGAGAGGGGAAGUGGCCAGCCCAGGAUCCUUCAGGGCCCUGGCAGCAAAGAAGCUGGGGUGGCGUGGAGGGCCCCACUCCACACCCUAGAGCUGUGAUGCUGAGCAAGGUGCCUGUGGCGGGAGGAAUUGCCCGUUCCUCCCUGGGGGCAGGUAGACCUGUGGGGAUGGCUGGGUCCAAGCUCAACACUGCCCGCUCCAGAGAGCCUCGGCCCUGCCUCCCUUUCCACAGAGGUGGUUUUAUGUGGAACGAGGUACCUUGUCUGGGGAAGAAGUGGGGCUGGGCAGGCUUGACUGCUCCUGGCUGACCCUGAGCGCUGGCAGUUGGAGGGAGGCAGACAGACUUGACUUUUUGCAAGUCCGCGUGUUGCUGGAGGGACAUGUGUAUCGGAGCCCAGAAGAGGGGCUGUAUGACCUGGGAAGACCAUGUGGAAGGUUGGGCUUCAAGUUGACGGGAUUAGACACCAGUCAAGCAGCCUCGGGUCAUCUUGUGACUCCGCUGAGCAGCCUUUCCUGCUGUCACAUGGGUUCAGAGCAGCUGAGCAGGGAACACAUCCUAGGCAGGUCUGACGUGAAACCUUCCCUCACCCUGAACCGUGUGACUCCGGAACAAGGCGACACCUCGGGGCGGGUGUUCUAGGAAAAGGGAUGGGCAUGAGUGAAGGCUCCAGGGCCCACAGAGCAGGGCGUGUGGAGAAGGUGAAACAGCUGAGUUCAGAGGCAGAGAAGCUCCUUGCAAGGAGCAGUAGGAGAUGGCCUGGCCAAUCCCAGGCUCCUGGAGGCCCCGCCUGCCGAUCCCAGGCACUUGACCUUGUUCUUGUGGGUGACAGAGAUGAGAACCAGGGAAGCUGUGAUCCACUGGCCAGGACAAAGUCAACAUGGGUGAGGGUUGGGCAAAGGGCCCUUCCUUCCUCCCCAACCCUGUGGUCUGGGGCCAUGGCCUCAGGCUUGUGUCUAUCACAAAAGCACAAAUUUGCUCUAACCCAUAUGGGCCUGGCUGUGGGGAAAGUGGGGACCCAGGUCCCUGAGCUGUCUCUGCUGGGCUCCGUAGAGCGGUGGUGGGCAGGCACCUUGGCAUCUGUGCAGAGACGGCCCAGUCUGGCCAAACCCUCUUCCUCUCCCCUGCUCUACCUUCUCCUGCACCAGGCAGCCCCUUAAAGGAGGACAGAGUGUGUAAAGCCUGUCUGCCUGUCUUCCCCCAAAUCCUCAGCUCAGAGCCUUCCGCUUCCAGGGCCAACCCCAGCCCCGUUUGCUGCGUUGUGUAAGGGCUUGGGGUCUUAGAAGCUGCUCUUUAGCCCAGAUACACAUACUCUUUUUUGUCUUUGUGCAAUAAUCAGUGUUCCUGGCAGAGCCUGGGCCAAGCUGCAGCCUACUGAGGAGGCAGAGGCCACCUCCUCCAGGAAGCCCUCGGCCUGGGCGGCCGCUGUGACUCUAGCACUCUCAGUCGCUGUACAGUUUCUAUGGUGUGAAUGAACUUCCCUCCUAGUUGCUGAUGGCGCUGGUACCUGCUGGCCCAGAUGGCCCAGGUGUAGAGAAACCAAGCGGCAGCCACCACCAGUGUUGUUUUGAAUAAAAGCCCAGAAGCCUAUUUAAGAA